ACAGAGAGACAGGUGUGUGUGUGUGUGUGUGUAUAAAAGGAGCUACAGAGUGAACUGAAUCAGAACUCAACCUCCCAUAUCGAUCAGAGACGAACUGAGCGGAAUUUGGAGAACAAGGUGUACAUCCCAAGCAGCAUUUUGAAUAUCAACAGCUGGAUCCUGAUCUGGGCGACUGGACUGAGAACAGCCAACAGGAUUUCAUCAUUUGAGUCCUCUGAUUGCCUCAGGCUGCUCAUACUGGUGCUCACUUGGCUUCCUCUGGCAGAUUUGGACCUGCGAGCACUUCACUUCAAGAGCAGAAGACAUACACUUUUACUGCACAGAUUACAAGUCUGAAAUAUGUUCUGAUUAGGCCUAGCUACCUCUUCAGAGGGUAGGUCCUGGUAUCAUCUGAUUGUAUAUUUAGUACUUCUAAAACAAAGUGCAGACUUUGAUGGCUGGGAAUUUUUCCAAACGCCAUAAAUGGCUGGCUGAUGCUGUUAAAGCAAAAAGAAGACCACCAAAACCUGAGACAGGGCCACUCCCUGUUUAUACAGUUUCCCUGAAGGAAGAACCAAUCAAUGUAGAUGGGUUCAAACGUUUCAGUUUUGGGAAAGAGUCCAAACCUGGUACAUCUAAUCGCACGAUAAUGGUCCUCGGAGCGACUGGGGCUGGGAAGUCAACUCUCAUCAAUGGGAUGAUCAAUUACAUCCUAGGUGUUAAAUGGGAGGAUUCAUAUCGGUUUAAGUUAGUUGAUGAGGGUCAGGGGAAAUCACAAGCUGAAAGCCAGACCUCUGAAGUCACUGUGUACAAGAUCAACCACCAGGAUGGUUUUGAAAUAGAUUGCUCACUGACCAUUGUGGACACUCCAGGCUUUGGAGAUACAAGAGGCAUAGCAAGAGACAGAGAGAUCACAGAACAGCUACGUAAUCUCUUCUCUGCUGAGCACGGCGUCAGUGACAUUGACGCUGUGUGUUUCGUAGCUCCGGCUGCUUUAGCACGACUCACACCAUCACAGACAUGUGUGUUUGAUUCUAUGCUCUCGAUCUUUGGCAAAGAUGUGGCGGAAAACAUCCGGAUUCUGGUGACAUUUGCAGACGGCCAGCAGCCAGCAGUUCUACAGGCAAUCAAUGCUUCAGGUGUCCCAUGUCCUAAAACAAAGAACGGGCUGCCAAUUCACUUCAAAUUCAACAAUUCAGCGUUGUUUGCAGACAGCAUGAGUGAUGAAGAUGAAGGAGGAGAAUUUGAUAAGAUGUUUUGGGACAUGGGGACAAAAAGCAUGAAGAGGUUCUUUGUUGCUUUGAAUGUCAUAGAAACCAAAAGCUUGACAAUGACAAAGGAGGUCCUCAGAGAAAGAAAGCAGCUUGAGAAUACAUAUGAGAACUUGCAGAGGCAGGUUAAAGUUGGGUUAGCCAAGCUUGAGGAGCUAAAACAGACAGCUGCGAUACUUAAAGAUCAUGAGGCAGAGAUCAGCAGAAAUGCGGACUUUGAGAUCGAAGUCAUUGCCAGAGAGUGUUUUGAAGAAGAUAUUUCUGGUACAGCAAUUUUUGUCACCAAUAUUCUGACGUUCCACUUCACCUGCGACAAGAAUUGUUCCUAUGCAAAUGAUACAGAUAAAAAACGCUGCAGUGCAAUGGGAUCAAAUGGAUACUGUGAAGAGUGUCCAGGCAAAUGUUAUCGGAAUGUACAUUUUAAUGAGAAGUACAGAUGGGAAUAUAAGGAUGUUAAAAAAAAAAGAACAGUGGAAGUGUUGAAAGAAAAGGACCUGAAAGUCUCAGAGGCUAAGGUACCUGUUCAGGCGGUGGUUGUAGAACUGAAGGCUGAAUCCAAACGUGUGGAGGAUAAGGUAGUGAAACUGAUGGAGAGCUCUGCUAAGUGCUUAAACAGACUUAAAGAGAUAGCACUGAAGCCGAAUCCUCUCUCUAUUCCAAAGUACAUUGACAUGCUGAUUGAGGAAGAGAAAUCUGAGGCUAAGCCUGGCUGGAAGCAACGAGUUGACUACCUGAUAGCCAUGAGAGAAAACGCAGAGAACGCAGAGAUCAGGUCUAAAGUAGGCAAAGGAGAGAAACUCCUCAACCGUCAAGAAUCUCAAAUUUAGGGCAAAAAUCAAGACCAGUGCCAACCAAAACCAUGAUGAGACCAAAGAGGAUUCCAUCAAGACCAAGACGAGACCUAUUCUGACAUGUAAAUAAAAAUAACUGGAAAGGAUUGUGAGUGACACUGAUCAAGGCCCAGAAGGGACCAAGACUUUUUAAUGGCUAUAGCCAAGACAACAGAGUUACGACGACACAAGUACCCACACUCCUGUAGUUGAAAUAAAAUCAUUAAAUCUAUGCAAGAACAACACAAAACGUCAAAUUAGUUUUUACUUUACUUAAAGCAAACAAUGACCACUUAGUGUGACUCAUAAUCACGCUAUAACAGUCAUUAUAAAGCAUGACAAAAAGAUAAUGCAUUACAACAAUGGGAAUUAUAACACACUAUGUUCCUUGCAAAAAAAAUUCAAUGAGUAACCAGCAAUUAUGAAACUUGACCUUAGAAGUCAUUAUAAAAUGCUUUGUGUUUAUAACUAUAAUUAUACAGUGCUAGUAAC
Molecule: messenger RNA, 2572 nt
Organism: Sebastes umbrosus (honeycomb rockfish)
Lineage: Eukaryota; Metazoa; Chordata; Actinopteri; Perciformes; Sebastidae
Exons: 4
Coding region: 434-2077 (547 amino acids)
Molecular function (GO): GTP binding
Source: RefSeq, a predicted model, not a curated record